This is a messenger RNA of Desarmillaria tabescens, 1479 nucleotides long. RefSeq lists its product as uncharacterized. The transcript has a single exon. Bases 442 to 1383 code for a protein of 313 amino acids. The record is from RefSeq and is a predicted model, not a curated record. Lineage: Eukaryota; Fungi; Basidiomycota; Agaricomycetes; Agaricales; Physalacriaceae.
AUGAAACCCUUCAUUAUGUUAUUGGCAGUCCUCGCCGUUGCCAGCGCCCAGGCUUCGUGGUUCGGCUCUGAUACGCCUCGUAUUACGGCCCCAGGCACUAAAGGAAUCCAUAGCGAACCUCUUGUAUGCAGAAUACACGAAGUGGUCGAAUGAAGAACUUCAAAAGUGGCUCAACGACCAUCACAUCAGUACACCGUCUCUUGAUACAUAUUCUCGCAAUGACCUCCUUGAGCUCGUCACGUCGAAUUGGAACAGUGCAGCGGCAUGGUCCUACGACCAGUAUGACGCAUGCUGCGGUGCAUAUUUGGGCAGUGAAACAAUGGCUGAUUACAGAGCCUUGGCUAUCGACACUGAAACUCAUCUAUAUCCCCAAGGUGAUCCAAAUACACGUCCUGGCGCCAUCAUAAGCAUCCCGGCAUCACCUGCAUAGAUAGGAAUCACAUGGCAUUGUCUCUCAACGCUGAUGAAGCCACCGAUGCAGUCUUGAGCCUUCUUGGGCUGCCGGAUGCUGGAACUUGGGCGACGACUACAAAUUCCAUAACAUACACCAACUGGGCGCACCUUCCAGAGUGGAUUGAGAAAGUGUUGGAUGUCAGUUGGUGUGUGAUAUAUGGGCGGGUUAGUGUGGGGGAAGGGUCUGCACACUCACUCUGGUAUCUGAAGCAUAACGGACUCAGUGCAGACCCCUCGGUGCAGCUGACAGUCAGUGUCCAUGUUGAGACUCGGGCGAAUGGCGACGGGAUGUUGGAUAUGGCUGCUUCCAAACAGGCAGUACGACGUCGCCUUGCAGAAGUCAUCGACAGCACCGACUUCCUUAUCGAGAGAGUAUGGACUCGUGGAGAUCUCAGUGAAUUCGGCGAGUAUUCCGUGCAGUUUGCAGGUGGCGGUGGAUGGGUUGUUGCUGCCGGUCAGACCGUCAUUGAGAUAUAUGAUGACAACUAUAUGUUGACAUCGGAGACUUUUGAAAGAUAUGCUCGCAAGCUUCUGGAGCAUACCAUUCGCAGGGAUAGUCCACCCUUGACUAUUCUCAACAUCAAGCGUGGCCCGAUGUUAUCCCUGACUAGGACCGACGACAAUCACAACUUGCGCCCAAGAAGAAUCAAGGUUUGCUCCGUCGAUCCAAAGUUUUACCUUUGGUUUGAGCUGGACAAACCUGUUAUUGCUGCUAGGGCCACCGUCAAGGGAUCUGCCCCGGCCAUUUCAAGUGGAACAUGGGUAGUUGAGAAGGGUGUAAGUGUUAGGACAGUCAAGCUCGAAUUUACGAUUGCAAGGCUGGGGCACCACGUUGAGGAGGUGCAUGCAUAUUUUGCAGAGUCGGAAACCAUGGUUUCGAGGUCACAGACAUUUGAGAUUGAGGUUGUUCACACUCAGCAGACACCUUGAAUGGCGCGUUUUCCCUACAGUAUUCGAACAUGUCUUCGUUUCUCUUUUGCCAAUCUGUAAUAAUAUAUUGCCAAUUUUCUUCAUUUAUUUAACCAG